AGAGAGAGAAGAGAAAGAAAAAGAAGGAGAGAAAAGGAAGGAAGAAAGAAAAUGAAAAAGAAAGAAAGAGGGAAAGAAAAAGAAAAAAAACUGUUUUGUUAUUGCUGUUUCUGGCAGGCAAUGCACGUGGGCGUGGUUAGUGGAAGCCCCGCCCCACCUCCCGUGAUUCAGACUAAUUUCACUCUUCCUACGCUGCUGGGGCGUUGCGCUUUGUGGGACCUUUCUCCUCCUCCUCCCCUCCCAUCCGAAAUGGUCGCGCCCGCUCUGCGCGCGGCGGAGCCCGGGCCGCUUCCAUUGGUGCGAAGCGAGGGAGGCGGAAGCGCGCGGAUGGAACGUUCGGGCCCGGACGAGACCAUCCGGCCGGGCGGGGGUGGGAGCGGGGAAAGUUGCUGCGGCGCUCAGCUCCCGCUAUGGCGCCGUUUCCGAAGCUGGUGCUGCUGUUCAGCGGGAAGCGAAAAUCGGGCAAAGAUUUUGUGGCCGAAGAAAUCCAAAGCCGGUUGGGGCUGGAUGUUUGCACCAUUCUCCGCUUAUCCGGGCCUCUGAAAGAGCAAUAUGCAAAGGAACACGGCCUGGACUUCCAGCGGCUUUUAGACGCCAGCGAUUACAAGGAACUGUAUCGGGAAGACAUGAUCCGCUGGGGCGAAGAACGACGCCAGAGCGAUCCUGGUUUCUUUUGCCGCAUUGUGGUGGAGGGCCUGACGCAACCCAUCUGGAUUGUGAGUGACACCCGCCGAUCCUCGGACGUGGAGUGGUUUCGAGACGUGUAUGGGGACCUGGUGCAAGUCGUGAGGGUGAUCGCCACGGAGGAGACCCGGCGAAGACGGAAAUGGGUGUUUGUGGCAGGAAUUGACGACGCGGAAUCCGAGUGCGGGUUAGACCAAGGCGUCCCUUUUGACUGGGUCAUCACCAACGAUGGAGAUGAACUGUCCUUAGAGGCUCAGCUGGAGAAGCUGCUCCUAUUUAUCCAGACCAAACUUUAGGAAUGGCUGGGUUUUCCCGGUCUGUGCUCUGCCGCUCUUUUGGGGAGGGCGGCACCUGAUGGGGAGGGGCUUAGGCUGGGGCUUGGCUGAAGGACCAAAGAGGGGUGAAGACGUGGGUAUAGGUCCUUCCCAAGCAGAUGCCCCAGGCAAGGAACGAGCCAUUAAACUUUGUUGUACAGCUAUGAGAAUUUCCUUCCUGGAGUGGAGACUCCAUUCCAGAAAGUACUAUAAUCCAGUGCCGGUUUUUCUUCUUUAAAUUUUUUUCUCCUCCAUCUCAGCAGGGUUACUACUUGUUUUUACCCCCACCUGGCAGGUAUCUCGGAAGGAAGAUUUAAUUCCCACCUUUUGAUAAGUCUUGAUCCCUCUCCCCAUUGGUGGAAGAAAUAACGGGGUCCAUCUUCGGGCUUAUCUCCCCCUUUUGAGAUGAGGACAGUACAGCUUCCCGCCACCAGGGGGCAGAGCAAGCCAGACCUUUUCAUCCUCGCUUACAGCUUUCCAAAGGGGGGGGGGGUGAUCUGAUUUUUGUCAUCCCACUGAGAAAAAAAAAUCCUGAUUUUUGUCCUUCCACUGAGGAAAAAAAAUCCUGAUUUUUUUUUGGUCCUUCCACUAUGCUCUACUUCAGUGCCUGGAGCUUGAAAUUCAUGCAAGUUUUGUUGUUGUUCCGAUUUGUUCCUGUGGAGGGAAAGAGAAAGAAUCCCAUGGGUGAGUGGGUGGGUGGGGGAGAACAUCCCACUUCUCCCACUGGAGCUUUCCGUCUGGAUCUGGAAAUACUCCCAAUGCCACCUUCCUCUGUGGUUAAAAGGUGGGGAAGCAACAUUGCUGUGCCUUAUUCUCCGUCUGUCGCUCCCUUCCUUCCUUCCUUCCUUCCUUCCUUCCUUCCUUCCUUCCUUCCUUCCUUCCUUCCUCCCUCCCUCCCUCCCUCCCUCCCUCCCUCCACAAAUCUUCUAUUCCCCUUGCAGAGGGCCAAUUUCUCCUCCAGCUGUAGGGAUUUCAUUCCAGAAAAUGGGGUGGAGGAGUGGGGGAGACUCCAAAAAGCCACAUUCCAACAUUUUGAUUGGAAGCGUUUUUAAGAAGCAUUCGAAAUGCAUUGGAAAAUGCAAUUCUGCAGCUCCUCUUGAUUAUUUUUUUUAACCAUCCCCCCCCCCUCUCUGCUUAACUCCGCUCCAAUGCUGGGUUUUAUAAAGCUCCCUGUGGCAUAGGAGCCCUGGGGAUUUAAAAUAAGUUGGCAACUAAACAACUCAGCUUUUUUUUUUUUUUUUGCCAAAUGCAUUUGCAAAGGGUGGGCUGUACGUUGUGAAAAGCUUUGCAAGGCUGCUUCAUUUUGAGGGGGGGAAUUUGGGGAGGGGGCUGCUUUCAGCCUGGAUACCCCACCCCCCCCCCUCUGAAUGGGAAAUGCCCUCCCAGCUGUUUGCAGGGACCCCUCCCCCCCAAUCUGCCUCUGUUGCUGUUUUAGCCUGCAAAGGCCUCCCGUAUUAGGCAUUAAUUGUUAAUAUUAAUGAGAAAGCCCGACUUUUCUCUCAUCUUAUUGGGCAGGGAGGUGUUGUGAUGCUCCUAAUAAAGCCCAUUGAUUGUUUAAAAGUC
This is a messenger RNA of Crotalus tigris (Tiger rattlesnake), 2561 nucleotides long. RefSeq names its product phosphomevalonate kinase (gene PMVK). Gene Ontology annotation, molecular function: phosphomevalonate kinase activity. NCBI's taxonomy places the organism in Eukaryota, Metazoa, Chordata, Lepidosauria, Squamata, Viperidae. Bases 411 to 980 code for a protein of 189 amino acids. Gene Ontology annotation, cellular component: cytoplasm. The transcript is spliced from 5 exons. Gene Ontology annotation, biological process: cholesterol biosynthetic process; isopentenyl diphosphate biosynthetic process, mevalonate pathway. The record is from RefSeq and is a predicted model, not a curated record.